CGUACAAUGCGAGAACCUACAAUGUGUGUGCAACGCCUGCCUGCAUCGAACGAGCACUGCUUAUCAAAGACUCCCUGAAUAUUUCCAUUGACCCAUGCACUGAUUUCUACUCAUACGCCUGCGGCGGCUGGAUGUCAAAGCACAACAUACCAGAGAGCGAAUCUACAACGAGCAGUUUCUUCCUGCUUGACGACAAACUACGGGAAACGCUUCGAGACAUCUUAGGAAACGCGACAGUUGUUGAGGAGGGUCAGACUGCAACGGACAAAGCUGUUGUCGUCUACAAUGCUUGCAUGGCUGUUCCUCGUCUCGAAGACCGACGUGAUGUCAUCCUUGCUAUAAUGAAUGCUUCUGGGCUCUCUCAGUGGCCUCUAACUUAUCAGCCCAAAGAUCAGAAGGCCAACGCUGAAGACGUCCUUGUCCAGACUGGAAUUGCUACAGUACUUUCAGUUGGUGUUUCAAGGAAUUUGCGGAAUCUUAGUUCUUACUCCGUUCAGCUGGAUCAGCCAGAUUUCACGACGAUCGGCAGAAACGAGAUCAUCAAUCAAACCACGGACUAUAGCAUGCCGAUCAUUAAAGCCUACAAGGAUGUAAUUGAAGUGGCGCUGAAGUUCAUGAAGCCCAACCUUACUGACGCAAAACUAGCCGUGCUUUCCGACAAACUCCUAGACUUUGAGGGAAAAUUGGCCAACCUGACGGCUCCUCCUGAAGAAAGGCGAGAUUUGCUGGAGAUUUAUCACAGAACCACCAUAGACGAACUGGAGAGAAAUUUUUCAAACAUUCCUAUCCGCGCUUUGUUGCAAAAGCAGUUUGACAAUGUAAACAUCACAUUAGCUCACAACGAGACUGUAGAACUAUUCGCUCUGAAAUAUUACGAAAAACUGAAUGAAUUUCUGCGACGUUCUGACGUUGACACCUUGUACAACUACGCCGGUUUGCGUCGCAUGCUGAGAUGGGCCGCGACCGUAUCGCGCGAAUUUCGAGAAGUUUCCUUCAAGCUUCGCAAAGUAAAAGAAGGUGUGCAGGUUGAGAGGCCGAGGUGGCAAAUUUGCGUCGAUGAGGUGAACGAUGAUAUGCCAGAUAUCGUGGGCAAACUAUAUGUGGAGCGCAAGUUCAGCCCAGAGGCCAAGAAAGAGGUUCAAGACCUUGUCAGAAGGCUUAUGGCUGUCUUUAAUGAAUCUUUGCAAAGGUUUCAAUGGAUGGACAAGACUACAAGAGAGGCGGCAGAGGCAAAGUUGACGAAAAUGGCGACCAAAAUUGGAUAUCCUGACUGGCUUUUCAACACGACAUACAUUGAAGAACUUUACAAAUUUGUACCAAAACUGUUGCUCAAUGGCUCUUACGGGGCAAUGAUGUACGCAUUGUCGCGAAACCAUUGGAAACAGGAAAUGCUAAAGUUACGACGGCCGUACAACAGGGAUGCCGCGUGGCAAGUCGGCCCCGCCGUUGUCAAUGCUUUCUACAGCCCGAAUGCCAACGAAAUGAUGUUCCCUUCCGGUAUCCUGCAAGGGGUCUUCUAUGAGCAUGGCCUUCCACGUUCCAUCAACUUCGGAGCUAUUGGCACGGUGGUUGGUCACGAAAUGACACAUGGUUUCGACGACACAGGAAGCCAGUUCGACGCAGAUGGUGCUCUGAAACAAUGGUGGACCAAGCAUACCCGCACUGAGUUCAUGGAGAGGACCAAAUGUUUCGUGUAUGAAUACGGAAAUAUCACUGACAUGCAAGUGAACAUGACGCUUAAUGGCAAAAACACCGUGGGCGAGAACAUUGCGGACAACGGUGGACUACGUUUGGCUUUCGAGGCCUAUAAAAGACUCCUGGAAGUAGAAUACAAAAACAUAGACACUCGACUAAAGGGCUUGGAAGAGUUCUCUGGGGAGCAGCUGUUCUUCAUUGCAAACGCAAUGGUAAUGUGCACCUUGAGCCGUCCUGAGUAUGUAAAAGAGCAAAUUCAGUAUGACCCACACAGCCCAAGUCAAUACAGCGUCAACGUACCAAUUUCAAACCUGGCAGACUUCUCCAAUACGUUCAACUGCCCAGCGAAUUCAACUAUGAACCGGAAAGACCGCUGCACUUUCUGGUGAGGGGUAGUCACAGAGGACGAGAAAACAAGACUGCGGUGUGCAAUUUUUGCGAUAUUUCAUAUUUACUCGGAACACGCGCCAACCGACCCAUUAUUACAAUAAAGUACAUUGGAA
Molecule: messenger RNA, 2198 nt
Organism: Dermacentor silvarum
Lineage: Eukaryota; Metazoa; Arthropoda; Arachnida; Ixodida; Ixodidae
Product: neprilysin-1-like
Exons: 19
Coding region: 132-2084 (650 amino acids)
Biological process (GO): protein processing
Cellular component (GO): plasma membrane
Molecular function (GO): metalloendopeptidase activity
Source: RefSeq, a predicted model, not a curated record